This is a messenger RNA of Symphalangus syndactylus (siamang), 2635 nucleotides long. It is a transcript of the gene GOSR1, whose product is annotated as golgi SNAP receptor complex member 1. The record is from RefSeq and is a predicted model, not a curated record. Gene Ontology annotation, biological process: vesicle fusion; inter-Golgi cisterna vesicle-mediated transport; endoplasmic reticulum to Golgi vesicle-mediated transport. Gene Ontology annotation, molecular function: SNAP receptor activity. Gene Ontology annotation, cellular component: Golgi membrane; Golgi medial cisterna; SNARE complex. Lineage: Eukaryota; Metazoa; Chordata; Mammalia; Primates; Hylobatidae.
UUCAGGGCGGAAACAGUCGCCAUGGUGACUUUCCGGCCUGCAUCGCCUCUGCUUCCCUAUCCCGGCUGACGUUGGACAACAAAGAUGGCGGCAGGGACCAGCAAUUACUGGGAAGAUCUCAGGAAACAGGCUCGACAGCUGGAAAAUGAACUUGACCUGAAACUAGUUUCCUUCAGCAAACUAUGUACAAGUUACAGUCAUAGCAGUACCCGAGAUGGAAGACGCGACAGUUCUGAUACAACACCCCUUUUAAAUGGAUCAAGCCAGGACAGAAUGUUUGAGACAAUGGCGAUUGAGAUUGAGCAACUUUUGGCAAGGCUUACAGGGGUAAAUGAUAAAAUGGCAGAAUAUACCAACAGUGCAGGUGUCCCCUCCUUGAAUGCAGCCCUGAUGUAUACAUUACAGCGGCAUAGAGACAUAUUGCAGGAUUAUACACAUGAAUUCCAUAAAACCAAAGCAAACUUUAUGGCAAUACGGGAAAGGGAGAAUCUCAUGGGAUCAGUACGAAAAGAUAUUGAGUCAUAUAAAAGUGGGUCUGGAGUAAACAACAGAAGAACUGAGCUGUUUUUGAAAGAACAUGACCACCUUCGAAACUCAGAUCGUCUGAUAGAAGAGACAAUAAGCAUUGCUAUGGCAACAAAAGAAAAUAUGACUUCACAGAGAGGAAUGUUGAAGUCAAUUCACAGCAAAAUGAACACCUUGGCCAAUCGUUUUCCUGCUGUAAACAGCCUGAUCCAGAGGAUCAACCUGAGGAAGCGGUGGGACUCGCUCAUCCUAGGGGGUGUCAUUGGGAUCUGUACCAUCCUGUUGCUGCUGUAUGCGUUCCAUUGAUGGGACAUCUACAGGGACUCUUGACAACCACCACUUUCACGCCCUGGUCUGGAAUAAGGAAACGUCGGAGGGAGAAGUUGACUGUCUUGAUAAUUAGCCUGACCAGCAGGAUGAAUGCAAGACGGACAGUGAUGGACUGUGUGACAUGGUCAGGUUGAGCUGAAGCCACAGUUUUUCUGUGCUGUCUUUUCUAACACAUUUUUCUGUUUUUAAUUAAAAAAAAAAAAAAAGGUUUUCAGUUGCUUUUGUCUCCCUAGGAGGCAAGUAAACCAAUCCAAAACAGAGUUUUCUGUGUUUCCGUGAUAGUGUUGAAGCCUAGUGACCAGCCAGGUCUUACAGCUGGGCUCUUCAGAAAACCGGGUUUCUACGUCCAAAGACUGCUUUUCUUUUAGCCGCCAAAUUGCAUUGUGAAUAAAAAUAAUUUUUGUCCUCUUAUUUUACACUCAUAAUGAGAAAUCACAAGUUCUUUCUUGAUGAUCUGUGCUAAGGAUUUCUACUCUGUCCCCUCAACUCUGUUGAUAUUUGAGGAAAAUUCUGUUUUUCAUAGAUUCUUUGAGAUGCUGAUUGACCAACUUCAGCAUGUUUGAGGUUGUCUGAAAUGGAGAUCACUGUAAAACUGUCUUUCUUUUAAGUUACAGGUACACUGGGGUUAACUGUAUUGCUGGAAAAACAUCAAGAAUGGCAGUCUUAUAUUUAAGGCACCAGUCAUUGUUUCCAUUUUUUAAAAAUUCUUCCCUUGGAUUAAUAUUUUCUACUGAAAAGAAGUGAAAUCUCAGUUCCACUAUGAUAAAAGAAACGAAUUGCCAGUGUCUGUCAGUGCCCCCACUGUUCGUCAUCUUACCAGCAUUGACACUGGUAACUGAGGAAGGGGACUGCUCAAUUUCUAAUGUGAUCUAUUCAAAAAGCCACAUAUAAAAAGGCAUUGAGGGCUCACUGUCUGGAGAAUUGGCAUUUGUAAAUGCUCCACAAUGUAUGGGCAAAAGUUUAAGGACUACUGCCUGAUGUACCAGGAAUCCUGAGUUCUGUGAAAAUCUGUUCAUUCCAAAUCUGUUAAGCAUUUCCAAACAUCCAGAGAAUGGUUUCACUGUUGAGGGUGCAUGUGGCAGAAUCUGUCUCUCUCUGCACCUGUCUUCUAUUACCAUCCCUGGACAGUGACAGAUUUUAAACCAGCCACCAGAAUUCUUUUCAAGUUAACCAUUUCUUAGUUUCUGUAAAUUCAUGACUUGUCUUACUGAACUACAACCUGGUUUGUAGACUUCCAACAUCUACACUGCUGCUCUUCACCAUUGGAAUUCACUGUGGCAUUUAUAGUAUUGGCUUCAGUCCAAGCCACAGGGAAUAAAAGGAUAUCAGCAUGUAGUUCUUAGCUACAUGGUGUAUAGAUGCUGUUAUUCAGGUGAACUUGCUCAUGGGUGGACUAACACCUGGUUUAGUACAGGGACCGAGAAGUUUUUCAUUCUGGUGUCAAAGUUUUGUUACAUUAUGGGUGUGAAGGGCAUUUGAUAUAUUUUUCUUAACUAUGGGGUUUAUUUUUCUAAAUAUGGGUUGAUUGACUGUUCGUUGAUUCAGGGUACCCUUAAAAGAAAAGUUUUCCCAUUGUGAACCUUAAAUGAUCAGAGAAGUAAGUUCAUUGAUUAAAUUCUCUGUUGGGAGAACAAAAGUUUUCUCCCCUGACACUUUAUUAUCUUUGAUUUUUCAAAGGGCCUUGAUUGGUGGUUGUGUCUCUGUUAGAAUUUAUGGGACUUUGCUAUGUAGUUGGCAUUUAUAAAAUCUGAAGUAUCAUAAAGUUAUUUAUUUAAUUAUA